Molecule: messenger RNA, 1796 nt
Organism: Dipodomys spectabilis (banner-tailed kangaroo rat)
Lineage: Eukaryota; Metazoa; Chordata; Mammalia; Rodentia; Heteromyidae
Gene: Umad1
Product: UBAP1-MVB12-associated (UMA) domain containing 1
Exons: 5
Coding region: 238-720 (160 amino acids)
Source: RefSeq, a predicted model, not a curated record
CUGUGGCCGAGCGUCUCUUCUCCCUCCCCCUCCUCGCGCCACUGUGACAGUUUCUCCGUCGGCUGCUCUACCUGCGAUCCUUUCUAGAUCCUUCGUAACAAGGUUUCUCAGACCCUAGGCGUUAGCAGCGUCGGGUUGGCCCCGGAGCCCCAAGCGAAGGCUACGUCUUGCACUCCUCUAUCCACCGAACGAGGUCCGACGAAGUGAUCUCCUGGGGAGAUAGCAGCAGAAGCUACAAUGUUUAACUUCUUCCGAAAGCGGCCUGAGCCUAAGAAACCCUCAGUAGCAGAGACAGAAGCAGAUGGAUUUAUCUUUAUAGAUUCUGACUGCUCUGAGAAGAUUUGCAUUAACUCAUGUGGUGGUCACUCCCUAGGAUGUUUCUCUGGGUCUCCUCUUGCAGGAGAUACAACAAAUGAGCUACAAAGUAAAACUUCUGAGGUAGAAGGCAACCAACCUUCAGAGACCAGCAAAGAAAACUCAUCCAGUAUGACUGUAGCAAGCCCUGAGAUGGAAAAUAAGGCAGGCCAGAUGCUGGAGAACAGCUCACUGAUGGUAGAGCUCCUGAGCGACGUACCCUUCACCUUGGCCCCUCAUGUGCUGGCAGUGCAGGGCACCAUCAGCGACCUUCCUGACCACUUACUCUCCUAUGAUGUCAGCGAGAACCUGUCACGAUUUUGGUAUGAUUUCACUCUUGAAAACUCAGUGCUCUGUGAUUCGUAAUCUUCAUGUCUGUUUGUACCUAAGCUUUAAAAAAACAAAAAAAAUUACCUAUUUUAUUGAACCUGUUUGAUGUUCUUGACAGUUCACUCUUUAAAGGCCUACAGACAAGCAAGGAUCAUAAAGCCAAUAAAAUAGCAUUAUUUUCAAAGCCAACUUGUAUAAAAUUUAACUUCAGUUCUACUUCUGUCCCCCCAUGUAAUAAAUAUAAAAAUGAAGCUAUCAAGGUUUUAUGAGAAGAAUAGGUUGCUACAGCUGCUCUCUCAAAGUACUGUGAAUGUGACUUGAAGCUUUUGCCUGGGUUAUCACAACUUAGCCUGAGCUUAGAAUGAAUGGUAAGUCUUUUCUGAUUUUGAAAAAAGUUGAGUCUGUUAUUCCAUUUUUUUCUGCCAUAGUGUCUAUGAAUGAGUUCAGAAAGUUUCCCUUUACUUCCUUCAGUCCCAAAGUAGACAAAGUGAUGUGGAAACUUAAAACCUGUCCUAAACACAGUUACAAUGUGCCAGCAUAGGACUGUUCUAAACCAUUUGCAAGCUGUUUGUUGAGUGGCACAUUUCCAUUUUCUUAGACCCAGAGCAGCCCUUCCCACCUGUGUGAUUCUGGCCUUCUUAUUCUCUGACUUUCCACCCCUUCCCAGCAUGCUUUCUCACCAUCCUUCCAAAGAACUUUGCUUCUGCCUCAGUUGGCAUCUGCUCUCCUUACCACAUAUGUUUCUAGUUUGUGGAGGAGCCACAUUUCCUUCAACCUCUCAGCCUCCUAAAGAAAAUCAUCUCAGAAUGAUACUUAUUAUUGCUGAUCAUUAUCUAUAAAUUUUUUGGCCACAAUGCAGGUGGAAAGAUUUUACUAGUAUACAUACUCAACUCAUUUCCAAUUAAAGUGUAGGCAAAACACCUAGGUAAGACUUUUAGUUUUUAUUUAUUCCAAGUAAAACUGAGAGUUGCCAUUGGUCAGUAAGCUUAAAGGGAAGAUUGGCAUAUUGUGAUAGGGAAUUUUCUAUGCCAUGGAAAAUAUAAGUUGCAUUUAUUUAAUUAGUAGAAUAUGAUUUGCUGAUUUGGUGCCAAACUUGUAAGCAUAUUUUUUCA